AUGACCAAUCUGCAGGCUCCCAGCUAUUCUUUUAUCCGCAUUAACGACGCGAUCACGCUGGAUAACGCAGAUACCGCCAAUGUGAUCCACGCCCAAUCCAAUUCGCGUAUGCCUUUGCCCAAGAAACGCUCUCCUUCCAAUCGCGUCGAAUCCACAAACGAAACGCCCGGCAGAUCUCCGAAAUCCCCAGCCAAACACGUUCUUUUCAAGCCGGUCUCCUCCUCCACGCAUCGAUCCAACUCGCCUUCGUCGCCUCUUUCAGACAGACCCACCGCGGAGCUUCUUCCGCGGGGAUCCUACACCCAGGUUCCAGACAGCGAUUCCUCGGGGAGUUUCAUCUACCAAGGGUUCUCAUCGAACGUGUCGCUGUCGCACCCGCGGUCCUCGAGUCCGCAGCCCUCCAAACCCGCGCGAACCACGCUCUAUUCGCAGCUAUCCUCGUCCUCGUUGAGCCAGCAGUCGUAUUCGUUCAAUUCGCGCUCGCCGGAAGAUGAUUGGACGCUCUCUCCGCGAACGAAACUCCAAAUUCUCUUCUUACGAAUCGUGUAUUGCCUUCAGCGCAACCCCAUGUAUCUUUAUCUGCACAACGGAGCCGCGCUGCUCGUCGCCGCCUCGCUGGGGAUUUCGUUCUGGCAGUUGCCGCAGGACACGAUGGGCAUUUCUCGCCGCUACUCGCUUCUCAUCACAAUCGUGCUGUAUCUGAUAGUCCAGGGCUUUUCGGGGCGGAUUUGGUUCCAGAAAGAUCGUGAAGUGUUUAUUCGCGAUAUUCGGUGCGGCUAUCAUUCGUCGCUGGAGUAUUUUUUGGUGGUCGUGUUGCUGGAUGGAGUUUUCAUUCGAUUCUUGCCGUCGAUUCUCUUUGUAGAGACGCGUCGAAAUCGUGAAGUGUAG
Messenger RNA from Blastocystis hominis, 888 nucleotides. RefSeq lists its product as hypothetical. The transcript has a single exon. Gene Ontology annotation, cellular component: membrane. NCBI's taxonomy places the organism in Eukaryota, Bigyra, Opalinata, Blastocystidae. The record is from RefSeq and is a predicted model, not a curated record. Gene Ontology annotation, molecular function: ABC-type transporter activity. Bases 1 to 888 code for a protein of 295 amino acids.